AUGGCGAGUGAGCCCCCCACCCCCCCCGCCCGAGUGACGCGGACCACCGCCCGCCUGACCUCCGGCCCCUGGAAGCGGCCGGCCGCCCCCUCGGCCAGCGGCCCCCCCGGCCCCAGCGCCCUGCCCGGCUGGCCCCGCUUCUGGGAGGGGCAGGAUGUCCUGGCCCGCUGGACCGACGGCCUCCUCUACCUGGGCACCAUCAAGAAGGUGGACCCCCUGCGGCAGGUGUGCCUGGUGCAGUUCGAGGACGACUCCCAGUUCCUGGUGCUCUGGAAGGACAUCAGCCCAGCGGCCGUGCCUGGGGAGGAGGGGUCUUGCUGUGUCUGCCACCUGGAGGACCUGAGCCCGGAGAACCGGCUGGUGAGGUGCGAGAAGUGCAGCCACGCCUACCACCAGGAAUGCCACCUUCCCAGAGUGCUGGCCGAGGGCUCCUGGACGUGCCGCCAGUGCGUCUUCGCUGUGGCCACCAAGCGGGGGGGUGCCCUCAAGAAAGGCCCCUACGCCAAGGCCAUGCUGAGCAUGAAGCUGGUGCUGCCCUACCAGGUCAAGGCCCUGGAGUGGGACGCCGAGCACCUCACCAACCGCCAGCAGUGCUACUGCUACUGCGGGGGCCCUGGCGAGUGGAACCUGAAGAUGCUUCAGUGCCGCCGGUGCGCCCAGUGGUUCCAUGAGGCCUGCACCCAGUGUCUGAGCAAACCCCUGCUCUACGGGGACAGGUUGUACGUCUUCGAGUGCUCCGUGUGCACGGGGGGCCCAGAGACCGUCCGCCGCCUCCCGCUGAGAUGGGUGGACGUGGCCCAUCUCAUUCUCUACCACCUGAGCAUCUGUUGCAAGAAGAAGUACUUCGACUUUGAGCGAGAGAUCCUCCCUUUCGCCAGCGAGAACUGGGACAGCCUACUGCCGGGAGAGCUCUCCGACACGCCCAAGGGGGAGAGGUACAGUCAGCUCCUGAACGCCCUGACGACGCACAAGGACAGGUUCAUCUCCGGGAAGGAGAUCAAGAAGCGCAAGGGCCUCUUCGGGCUGCACCUGCGAGUCCCGCCUCCCGCACCCCACAUCCCAGACGGCGGUGGCGACACCCCCCUCAUCUCAGACAGCAGCUUCCUUUCAGGGCAGGGCAGGUGUGGGAAGGGGCCGGACCGGAGGAGGGCCAGGCAGCAGCACCGCCGCCGCCAGCAGGGGGAGCCCACCCCCAGCGUGGCACAGCGCAGCGCCACCGAGAGGGAGCGGCUGGAGAGGGCCCUCACCCAGGAGGUGGUGCAGAACCCAGUCAGCGCUAACCAGAGCUACGGUGGCUACGGCGGCACCUCCGGCACCUACAACUUCCGCCGCACCGAUGCCCGCUGCCAGGACAGCGCCCCAAUCCGGAUGUUCGCCUCCUUUCAUCCCUCGGCCAACACCGCAGGGACCUUGAGGAGCAGCGGCCCCUCCCUCGACCCCUGCGAUGCAUCCACCUCCACGGAGCACGACAGCCCGGAACCCCCUGCCCCGUUCUCGCCCCUUUCGGCCACCGCCCCCAAGCACCGGGCCCGGCCCCCCGCCGCCUCCACCGCCCUCUGCACCCCCGCAAGCACCCCCUCCACCAGCAGCUACUUUGGAGCCAUGGGACGGCUGGCGCGCGGGGAGGCCGUGCGGAUCCUGGCCAGACGCGUCACCACGGACGGCACCGUCCAGUACCUGGUGGAGUGGGAUGGCGGAGGCAUGUUCUAG
Molecule: messenger RNA, 1710 nt
Organism: Euleptes europaea (tarantolino)
Lineage: Eukaryota; Metazoa; Chordata; Lepidosauria; Squamata; Sphaerodactylidae
Gene: PHF1
Product: PHD finger protein 1
Exons: 14
Coding region: 1-1710 (569 amino acids)
Biological process (GO): chromatin organization; regulation of DNA-templated transcription
Cellular component (GO): nucleus
Molecular function (GO): chromatin binding; DNA binding
Source: RefSeq, a predicted model, not a curated record